Lampris incognitus (smalleye Pacific opah) is the source of this 2320-nucleotide messenger RNA. RefSeq names its product microspherule protein 1 (gene mcrs1). The record is from RefSeq and is a predicted model, not a curated record. The coding region runs from base 358 to 1755 and encodes 465 amino acids. The transcript has 14 exons. Gene Ontology annotation, biological process: positive regulation of transcription by RNA polymerase II. Gene Ontology annotation, cellular component: NSL complex; Ino80 complex; MLL1 complex. NCBI's taxonomy places the organism in Eukaryota, Metazoa, Chordata, Actinopteri, Lampriformes, Lampridae. Gene Ontology annotation, molecular function: G-quadruplex RNA binding; protein binding.
AAAUGCCGUGCUGUUUGUGCAUUGGAAAUUGCUAAAAAAAAAAAAAACAGAAGAAAAAGAAGAAGCAGCAGAAGAAGAAGACGAAGCAGAAGAAGAAGCGGCAGAAGAAACAGAAGCAGCGAAGAAGAAGGCAAACAAACGAAGAAGAAAAAAGAAGACGAAGAAGAACGACGACGACUGGCUAUGCAUGUUGCUAGCAGCUUUCAGGAUAAUGUAGCUAGCUAGCUAGCUAGCUUGCCCGUUCGCUUGGCAAGGCUACAUUGUAUUAAUAAUAUUAAUAUUUCCAAGUUAUCAAUAUAGCACAGAGUGUCACAGUUACUGAUUGGAUACUAAAAUUGCGAAAAGUGGUAAGCAAAGAUGCAGGCAGGUGCACCUCUCGGUGCACCCGUGGCAGUUGCCGGUGCUCAGAGUCGCUCAGAGGAUGAGGAGACGCUGGGAAUAAAAGAUGUGAAAAGGACUGCAACACAAGCAUUUGGUGGUGGAAUUCCCAAACGCAGAAGCUCCUCAAGGUCCAUAAAAAGGAAGAAGUUUGAUGAUGAGCUGGUUGAAAGCAGCCUAGUCAAGUCAUCUAGCAGAGUCAAAGGCCCGCCUAUCAUAGAGCCGAUCCGCUGCUCAGGGAGUGAACCUUCAUCGAGUGAGAAGAAAAAGGUGACAAAAUCCAAUACAGCUCUAACACCACCGCUCACAAUGGUGACUACCCCCCCACCUAUCACAAAAAGGAUGAAGAAAAGCAAGCAGACCCUGCAAAUUACUAAAGACCUUGGCCGGUGGAAACCAACCGAUGACCUGCUGCUUAUAAAUGCUGUGUUACAGACGACAGACCUAACUUCUGUUCAUUUGGGGGUGAAGUUUAGCUGUCGUUUCACCUUGCGGGAGAUUAAAGAGCGGUGGUAUGCUCUGCUCUACGAUCCUGUCAUUUCAAAACUGGCAUGGCAGGCCAUGCGUCAGCUUCAUCCAGAGGCCAUAGCUGCAAUCCAGAGUAAAGCGCUCUUCAGUCAGGGUGAAGAGGCACUGCUGGCCAAAAUUGGAUCGACUAGUCAGCCCAAACUGGAGGUGUUUCAAGAGGUCUUGAGCAAGCAUCCCAGUGUGUUCCAUCCUUCUCGCACCCCCAAGAGCCUGCUUGUUCACUGGCAGCUGCUCAAGCAGUACUACCUUCUGGAUGACCAGACCGUUCAAACUCUCCCUAAAGGUGACCAGGUUCUCAACUUCUCGGAUGCUGAGCAGAUAGUGGACGAUCAGAAGUUAAAGGAGAGCAGGGACGAGGUCCUGGAGCAUGAGCUGAUGAUUUCAGACCGCCAUCAGAAGAGGGAGAUCAGACAGUUGGAGCAAGAGUUGCCACGGUGGCAGGUCCUCGUGGACAGCAUCACAGGGAUGAACGUGCCAGACUUUGACAACCAGACUCUAGCGGCACUGAGAGGACGAAUGGUGCGAUACCUUAUGAGGUCACGAGAGAUAACGCUUGGCAGAGCAACCAAGGACAAGCAGAUUGAUGUAGACCUGUCCCUGGAAGGGCCUGCCUGGAAGAUAUCUAGGAAACAAGGGAUCAUUAAGCUGAAGAACAACGGGGACUUCUUCAUCGCCAAUGAGGGCAGACGGCCCAUCUACAUCGACGGCAGACCAGUCCUGUCAGGCAACAAGUGGAAACUCAACAACAACUCUGUCGUGGAGAUUGCAGGUCUUCGUUUUGUGUUCCUAAUCAACUUAGAAUUAAUAUCACUUAUCAAAGCUGAAGCAGCCAAGAUGACCCAGCAGUGAAUGUCCGCCAUCCAGCAGAAGAACGGAAAUACACACCAGGACAGACGGCAGGAUCCAGUCAGUGUUUUGUGAGGGAACACUGACAAAUGGUUAUUCACAAAGGCACAGCAAUGCCACUAAGAACUUCACUGACAAUGACCAUGUUAUGGACCUACAAUUUGAUUGUAAAGACGCUUAUUGACUCUUAGUUAAUCCUGGAGCAAGAUACAGGCAGGUUUGCUGGACAUUUUGGUUUUUUUCCAUGUUGACACUCCCAUAUUACAUACACAUUUUCAGAAAGUCACUGAAUAUUGAGUUCUAUUUAAAUUCCGUAGUAAAUUUUUUUUUUUUUUUAAUAUUAAAUGUGUGCACAUGAAUUCUGACACACUGGACAUUCCUUCUCAUGCUAUGAGCUUUUACUUUCAUGCCAUAUCAAGGAACUUCCAGCAGCCAUGCAGAACUGUAUCUUCAUAUUUUCACCUUUUUGCUGUAAUAACGGGUGAUAAAAAAUUGAUUUCAAUAUCUGAGGUGUGUAUAAACAAGAUUUAACUAAAUAUUACAGUCACCAAGGAACAAUAAUUUACAA